CUAUAAUUAAAUGAGAGAGGCAGUGUCUGUCACUUCCUUUGUCGUCUCUUCUCACUGCAAUCUCACAGCCGUUGUCACUUGUCAUCCCUUCCGUUCCUCCUCCAAUGGCCGACGUUGACACCUCCAAGCUCCCAUCUUUGGCUGAGGACUAUUUACUGGUUGAGAAAGACCAAAAGCCAGUCAUGGCUGAAAAAUCUGUAGUCAAACCCUCGGAAAAUACUACUGCUGAGGAACCCGUUCAUAAGGAAAUGCCUAGUGCUGUUGAAAAUGAAGCUGCUCCUAUUGCUGGAGUGGGUGUUGAAGCCACAAAUGAUGCUAGUGGAGAAAGUACGGAAUCCAGUCCUGUUGAUGACACUGCCGACAGUGCCAACUCAGCUUCCAGUGAAGAAAGCAGUGAAAGUGCUGAAUCUGGAGACACAGUUGACCAAGAAGCUGACGAAACUCCUGAGAUAAAGCUUGAGACUGCACCAGCAGACUUUCGUUUCCCUACUACUAACCAAACCAGACACUGCUUCACCAGAUAUAUUGAGUAUCAUCGGUGUGUUGCUGCAAAGGGUGAAGAAGCACCUGAGUGUGACAAGUUUGCUAAAUAUUAUCGCUCUCUUUGUCCUGGUGAAUGGGUGGAUAGAUGGAAUGAGCAGAGGGAAAAUGGCACUUUUCCAGGCCCGCUGUAAUUGAUGCCCCACAAAACUUAGUAUCAAACAUUCUCAGAUUUGUUUGAUGCAAGGAGAGUUUCUUCUUCUGAAAGGAUUCGAGUAAUAAGAGAAUUUGGCUUGUUCUUAUGAGUGAGCACAUCAAGCUCCAACUGUAACCAGGUGUGGCUUCUUUGAACCACAUUUUUGUCUAAUGUUGUCUUUUCUCCGAUUAUUACAGCGAUAAGUAUUUACCCGAUUUUCUUGAAUAGUUGUCAUACGCUUGCUUUCCUUCAACAUGUUAUAACUCCAUUCACCAGACUGUGUAGGUUCGCCCUACAAUUUAUUUCUCCCUGACUAAAA
This is a messenger RNA of Salvia miltiorrhiza (redroot sage), 995 nucleotides long. Its product is annotated as cytochrome c oxidase subunit 6b-1-like. The record is from RefSeq and is a predicted model, not a curated record. The transcript has 5 exons. Gene Ontology annotation, cellular component: mitochondrion; respiratory chain complex IV. Lineage: Eukaryota; Viridiplantae; Streptophyta; Magnoliopsida; Lamiales; Lamiaceae. Bases 105 to 674 code for a protein of 189 amino acids.